This is a messenger RNA of Paralichthys olivaceus (Japanese flounder), 7997 nucleotides long. The record is from RefSeq and is a predicted model, not a curated record. Lineage: Eukaryota; Metazoa; Chordata; Actinopteri; Pleuronectiformes; Paralichthyidae.
GCACAGGACUUCCUAGUGACUUUGCAUUUAGCUCCACAACCAAAUCCCAAUAAGUUUCGGAGUGCACGGGGGGUGGAGGAGCGAGAAGCCUGGAGCACCUCCGUGUUUUUGCGCUGCGUCGUGCGUAAAAAGGAUCCUCUUUAUUUACCUGUUGAUGAGGUCCCACCGGCUGUGGGACGCACAGAGAAGAGAAGUCUGAGAAAAAGGUGCAGGGCAACACACCGACACUUCAGUGGCCAGGAAGAGAGCAGGACCUCGGGGUUUUUUCUCUUCACUUUCCCCCAGCAUUUGCAGCCUGAGCUGGGUUGGUGGAAAAUGGGCACUCCGACCACCAAGAUCUUUGGACUUAUCCUCUCCUUGAUACUCUCAUGCCAGCUGGUUACUGUGACUCAGGCCUCCAAGGUGUGGGGAGAGGUUCCUCUGCCAGAGGACUUGGAGGCGGAGAAAGACGUCCAGGCGUCUCCGAGCUUACUGGACGAUGACGAGGACUUCGCUGCAGAUGAAGCUUCGGGAGAUCUGCCCAGUGGAGAGGAUGAUGGAAGCACACCGUGGACUGAGAGCACAGUUUAUUUCAGAGCUCUCGUCAACUUCACCGACUCCCUGGUCUACAGCCCUGAGCUCGAGGACAUCUACUCUCCAGCCUUUAAUGAGAUCUCUGAAGCAGUGGUGGACACGCUGGAGUCGGAGUACAACCGGUUUCCAGGUGUCCAGACAGUCAGCGUGGUCCUCAUUAAGAAGAUGGUGAGAGAAGAUGGCGUGGACGUGUUUGUGGAGUUGGACGUGGGCUCCGAGUACAACAGCAAUAGCGAACAGAUCCGCAGCGUGCUGUACAGCGUGGUGAAGGAGGGAGCCAUCGCUUCCUACGUCACGUCAGUCCAGGGCUUUCAGUUCCGACGACUAGGGGAAGUAACCCCCAGCAUCAGGCAGUGCAUGCCAGAUGAGCACAGGUGUGGUGACGGGACAUGUAUCCUGAUGGAAUACCUGUGUGACAAUAGACCAGACUGCAGAGACAUGAGUGAUGAGACCAACUGUGAAGUAAAACUGCCACCUCCAGUCUACACCACCCCUCCGACCACCACCACCACCACCUCCACCACCAUCAUCAUCAGGAAGCCCGAGCGGAUCCCAGGCCCACCUGGACCCUGUAGAGCUGAUCAGGCCACGUGCCAGAGCGGAGAAUGUAUCCCCCGGGACUACAUCUGUGACGGGGAGAGGGACUGCUCGGACGGAAGCGACGAGUUCCGAUGUGGUACUCCAUCUCCCUGUGAACCCAACGAGUUCAAGUGUAGAAAUGGCCGCUGCGCCCUCAAGCUUUGGCGUUGUGAUGGAGACAAUGACUGUGAGGACAACUCAGAUGAAACAGACUGCCCCACCAAGGGUCCUGGCGACAGGUGUGCCCCUGAGCAGUUUGAAUGCCUCAGCGAUCGCUCCUGCAUCCCUGCCAGUUACCAGUGUGAUGAAGAGCCGGACUGCCCUGACCGCUCCGAUGAGUACGGCUGCACCCCCCCCUCUGUGACAAGCCCACCGGAAGAGUCCGUCCAGGCAGCUCGGGGAGGGACAGUGACCUUUACCUGUCAAGCGGUCGGAGUGCCAACACCCAUCAUCACCUGGAGACUCAACUGGGGACACAUUCCCGUCAGCGGCAGGAUCUCCAUGACCAGCGAGAACGGCCGCGGCACCCUCACCAUUCGUGACGUCAAGGAGGCGGAUCAGGGGGCCUACACGUGCGAGGCCAUCAAUGCCAAAGGCCUGGUGUUUGGUAUCCCUGACGGAGUGCUUACACUCACAUCAAAUUCCAACCCAGGCAACUGUCCCAGUGGUCACUUCAGUGUGGAGGGCCGCUGUGUGUCCUGCUUCUGCGCCGGAAUCACCAAGAACUGCAAGAGCACCGGCCGCUACCGCAACCGGAUCAGCCUGCGUUUCACUGUGGAGGAAGAUUUGAAAGGAGUGAAUGUCACUUAUCCAUCCAGGCCAGGCACUCCUCCUCUCUCCUCCACUCAGCUCCUCAUCAACCCUGAAAUGGAAGAGUUCCAGCUCGUCGACCUGUCACGUCGUUUCCUCAACCUCGACUCCUUCUGGACUUUGCCUCGCCAGUUUCUGGGCAACAAGAUCGACUCCUAUGGGGGAUCCCUGAAGUACAAGGUGCGGUACACUUUGGCCCGCGGUCUGUCUGAGCCCGUGGAGAAGCCAGAUGUGGUCCUGGUUGGAAACGAACGCAGGCUUGUGUACCGCAGAGGCAGCGCCACACCUGCCCGAGAGGUCAACCAGAAAGAGAUCAAAUUCACUGAAGAUAAAUGGCAGCACUCCAAUGGUCGUUCUGUGAGUCGGGAGGAUCUGAUGAUGACGCUGGCCAACCUGGACAGCAUCAGCAUUCGCACCAUCUACGACAACCACAUGGUCAGCGUGGCGCUCAGCGACAUCGUCAUGGAUACCACCACCGUGGAGUUCAGCACUCUGGGUCACGCUAAGGAUGUGGAGGAGUGCAGAUGUCCCCCUGGAUAUACGGGCCUGUCCUGUGAGGUGUGUUCCUCUGGUUUCGAGCGCGUCCCCAGCGGCUCUUAUCUCGGCACCUGUGCUGGAUGCAACUGUAACGGACACGCCAGCGCCUGUGACCCAAUCAACGGACACUGUCUGAGCUGCCAGCACAACACAGAGGGCCCUCAGUGUGACAAGUGCCGCCCCGGAUACUUUGGUGACCCGAGCCGAGGUCGCCCCGAUGACUGCAAGCCCUGCCCCUGCCCGUACUAUGAGACCUCACGGCGGUUCUCUGACACCUGCUUCCUGGAUGUCGACCAACAGCCGACGUGUGACGCCUGCAGGCCCGGCUACACAGGAAGGCGCUGUGAUAAAUGUGCCUCUGGUUACCACGGUAACCCCCUUCUUCCGAAUGGAAAAUGCGUCCCUAACCAAAGCUCCAAGUGUGAUAGCAGAGGAACCAUCAGCUCCAGCAGCAGGCCGUGCAGCUGCAAGAACAACGUGGCAGGCGCUGUGUGUGACGAGUGUAAGCCAGGGUUCUUCCACCUAUCGGAGGCCAACUCCGAGGGCUGCCUACGCUGCUUCUGCAUGGGCGUCACCAAACAGUGCGCCAGCUCCACUUGGAAUAGAGAUCAGGUGCGGGGAGGAGUGAACGGGCAGCUCUUCUCCCUCUCCAACAGCGGCAACACUAAAACUAUCUCUGAAGGCAUCUCCCAGCAGGGCUUCUCUGAAGUCGUCUACCGCUCCUUCUCCAGCAUCCCCAGCGACGUCUACUACUGGGUGCUUCCUGAGAGCUUCAGAGGAGAUAAGGUGACGGCCUAUGGCGGAGAGCUUCGCUACACGGUGCGCUUUUCCCCAUAUCAGCGUUCACUGGGGAUUGACGGUCAGCCGGAUGUGGUUCUCCAGGGCAACGGAAUCUUCCUGGAGCACUACUCCCAGAUCAAGCCCCUCCCACGCGUCCCACAGGCCAUCACUUUGACCUUUAGAGAGUCUGCCUGGCGUCGCGCUGAUGGGCAGCCAUGUACUCGUGAGCACCUCCUGAUGGCGCUGGCUGACGUUAGCCUCUUUAUGAUCAGGGCCUCCUACACAGACAACAUGGACGAGAGCAGUAUCUCAGACAUCAAGAUGGACAUCGCUGUUCCUCACUCCACUGGUAAUGAACGAGCUCUGGAGGUAGAGGAGUGCGCCUGCCCUCAGGGAUACCAAGGACCCUCCUGCCAGGAGUGUGAUGAAGGAUACACGCGGACCAGCUCCGGCCUUUACCUGGGCACAUGUGAGAGGUGCGACUGCAACGGUCACGCCAGUGGCUGUGACCCAGAGACUGGCAGUUGUCUGCAAUGUCUCCAUAACACUGCCGGGCAAAGGUGUGAACGCUGUCAGCCUGGUUUCUAUGGAAACCCUGUUAGAGGCGGUGCUCAGGCCUGCCAGCCCUGCCCCUGCCCUGGAACCACAUCCAGCAACCAAUUCUCCCCAACCUGUUACCUGGAGUCUGACGGUCAGCCGACCUGUGACAGCUGCCCUCCCGGAUACACUGGCCGACGCUGUGAAAGAUGUGCAGCAGGAUACACUGGCAACCCCCAGCUUGGACAGAGAUGUACUGUUGGCAACAACGAAGUCAAUGGUAACUGCUAUAACUGUGACCAAAGAGGACAGGAAAGCUGCAUUAAUGGCGUGUGCCGCUGCAAGAUGAACACUGAAAGUCCGUCGUGCUCCACCUGCAAGACCGGAACCUUCCAUCUCAGCCAGGAAAACAAAGACGGCUGCCUGUCCUGUUUCUGCAUGGGCGUCACUCAGCAGUGCUCCAGCUCCACAUUCUACAGAGACCUGGUGUCCUCAGUUUUCGCUCCAGGGAACUUCCAGGGCUUUGCUCUGGUGAACCGUCAGCGCACCAGCCGCAUCUCUACCGGCUUCACCGUGGAGGUUUCCACUGAAGGCACUCAGCUGUCCUACUCCAACUUUGACUACCUGGGACAGGAGCCUCACUACUGGCAGCUUCCAGGGGUCUACCAGGGAGACAAGAAAGAUUCGUUCUUUUCUCGAACAAAACGAGCGGAACAGGGUGAUGUCAGACAGCUGGAUGAUGAGGUCUGGGCGCUCUUCUCUAACUUCUCCAAUGGACGAGCGGGUUCCCCUCCAUUCUUUCCCUCCUCCUUCUCUAAAUCCUCCUCCUCCUCCUCCUCCUCUUCCUCCUCCUCUUCUUCUUCUCGGGUCCCAACUUCCUCCUCCUCCUCCUCCUCUUCAUCCUCUCGAUGGUUGUUGCGUAACCUGAGCCCCCCUUCUCCUCCGUCUGGUAUCUCCUCUUCAGUUAGGCCAACCAGACCCCAGCCCUAUUCCCCAGGCUUCGCUCCUCACCUGCAGAGCAAGAACAGAGUGAGCAAGACUUCUGCUAGUGCUUCUACGGACAGCCGCAAGUACGCUCUGGUCUACAAAGGUUUCAGCUUGCACCAGGAUGAUCUGCUCUACUGGCAGCUCCCAGCGCAGUUCACGGGGGACAAGGUCGGUUCGUACGGUGGUAAACUCAAAUACACCAUCUCCUAUGUGGCCGGGCCAAGAGGAACACUGCUUGAUGAUGCCGACGUCCAGAUUAUUGGUAACGACAUCACUCUGGUGGCUCGUCAGCCCUGGCAGAGGAGGCAGCAGGGCAACAGAGAGACUAACCGGUUUGAGAUUGUCUUCAGAGAGGAAAACUGGAGUCGUCCUGAUGGCAUGCCAGCAACCCGCGAGCACCUGAUGAUGGUUUUGGCUGAUCUGGAUGACGUCCUCAUACGAGCGUCAUACUCCACUGAGAUGCUAUCCUCCAGCAUCUCUGAGAUCAACAUGGAAGUGGCUGUGCCCAACUACAGCGGCUUGGCACAGGCCCUCGAGGUAGAGCAGUGUCGCUGCCCACCUGGAUACCAGGGACUGUCUUGCCAGGACUGUGGCCCUGGAUAUACUCGCACUGGAGGAGGUUUGUACCUGGGUCACUGUGAGCUGUGUGAAUGUAACGGCCACUCUGACUCCUGCCACCCAGAGACCGGCAUCUGCACGAGCUGCCUGCACAACACUCAGGGUGAGCUCUGUGAGCAGUGCGCCCCUGGCUUCUUCGGCGACCCCACUGUUGGCACACCGGAGGACUGCCAGCACUGCGCCUGCCCUCACACUGACCCCGACAACCAGUUCUCUCCGACCUGCGAGAGCCUUGGAAACGGAGGCUACCAGUGCACCGCCUGUCAGCCGGGCUACACCGGCCAGUACUGUGAGCGCUGUGCUCCUGGAUAUGUUGGAAACCCACAGGAGAGACAGAAGUGUCGCCCGUACGAUGCUGCAGCUUCUCUGGUGGUGAAGGUUUAUCCAGAGAAGGUCCUGGCUUCCCAUGGAGGCCCCGUCACUCUCAGGUGUCAGGUGUCCGGCUCGCCUCCUCACUACUUCUACUGGUCCAGAGAGGAUGGACGGUCCAUAUCCAGCAGCGUUGACAGACGCAGACAAGGAGCAGAGCUGUACUUCCCCAACGUCCAGCCGAGCGACGCCGGCAUCUACGUCUGUACCUGCCGAGACCAGCGCAGCACCAACAGGAGCCGCGCUGAAAUCGUUGUCACAAGCGUCCCAUCCAAAGCCAUUGAGGUGACGAUUGAGGAGCCCAAAACUCAGACUAUCAGGGUGGGGUCGACCGUCAGCUUCAUCUGCACAGCAAAGAGCAAGUCACCAGCCUACACCCUGGUGUGGACCCGCAUGGGCAACGGGAAGCUCCCCAACCGGGCCAUGGACUUCAACGGCAUCCUGACGAUUCAGAACGUCCAGCCCGAGGACGCCGGCGUCUACGUGUGCACGGGCUCCAACAUGUUUGCCAUGGACGAGGGCAACGCAGUCCUCUACGUGCCAGAGGCCUCACAGACUCAGAUGUUUUACACAGCCUAUGAAAUGUUUGAAGGACACAGAAAGUCCGGAGAGGGGGCCCAGCCUGUGGCCACCGUUACUCCCUCGGUGCUGAACGUCCAGCAGGGCCAGCGGGCGGAGUUCCGCUGCACGGUGACCGGAAACCCAACCCCUGCCGUCGAGUGGAUCGGACGUCCAGGGAGCAGAAUGAGUCCCAAAGCGGUGAUACGAGGUGGAGUUCUGACCUUCACAGCAGUGGACCCGGCCGACGAGGGAGAAUACACCUGCAAGGCCCUGAACACACACGGAGAACACACAGCGCGGGUUUCCCUCUUAGUGCAAAAGUCCAACCCGACCGGCCUCGGCACCCAGCCCCAGGUCCAGGUCAGCCCCCAAAAUAUCCAAGUCCACGAGGGCGACACCCUGAGGUUGUACUGCCGCGCGUCCGGGUCGCCCACGCCGAAACUCACCUGGCUGAAAAACGGAGGACAGAUCCCUCCACAGGCCAUUCCCUCUCACGGUUUCCAUCAGUUUAAAAGCAACAGUCUCGAUGUGUUACAGAGACGUAUUGAGGAGCUGCAGGCCCGAAUGGACCGCACCGACAUCGGCACGCUGCUCAUCCCCAACAUCAAGAUGUCCGACUCUGGCACUUACAUGUGCGUCGGCAGCAACAGCAUCGGCUCAAACAGUUCUCCCAUUAAAGUCUCGGUGCUCAAAGCGGACCACAUCUCGUCUGCGGUCAGCAUCCAGCCAUCGAUAGCCGACGUGCAGGAGGGUCAGAGUCUGGAGCUCAACUGUCUGGCUCCUGGAAAUCCUCCUCCACAGGUCUCCUGGACGAGAGCGAGCGGACGCCUCUCCUCCAACCACCAGGUUCUGGGCAGUCAGCUGCGGAUCCUGUCGGCCUCUCCGGAGGAUUCAGGGGACUAUAUCUGUCGGGUGCAGAGCAUCACUGGAAACCCAGGAUCUCGCGUCCACCAGGCCUCGGUCUCUGUGUCCGUCACCUCAUCGUCUUCACGUCUGCAGAGUCCAAUCAUCGCCAUCGAGCCUCACAGUGCUGCAGUGCGUGUCGGGGAGUCGGCCAGCUUCAGGUGCAGGGUGUACAGCGGGGCCCAGCCUGUCAGACUGGAGUGGAAGCUGGCCAAUAACCAGCCGCUGCCAGGUAAAGUGUUGAAUACUGAUUUGCGUCACUACCUCAGCCUGCAGUUUCAGAAGGGCUCCCUGGACCACAAGCUCCAGCAGGUGAUCAGGGACAACCUGUACCUGCGCACCAUCCCCUGUACCACUCGGCAGCCCAGAGAGGGGGAGGUUCCUGGUGUGGACUACAAUUUCAUCAGUGUGGGGGAGUUCCGUGAGCUGGAGGAGAGUGGACUGCUGCUGGAGAGCGGCACCUACGAUGGAAACUUCUACGGGACCCCGAAGCCCCCUGCGGAGCCCAGCCCCGUGCAGCCGGACCUGGUGGACCAGGUUCUGUUCGACGAGGAGUUCGACACGGAGGUCCAGCGAAAACGCACAACCUCCGUCAGCAAGAUGGACAGAAAGGACAGCGCGGCUCCAGAGGAGGAAGAGGAAGAAGAGAGGUCUCCUGUGGUCAACGGCCUGGCUGGAUAAGCUGCUCCGCAUGCGAGUUCAGCACUAAAUCACGACCCGGCAAAGUCAAGACACAGCCAAAG